UACGGGCAGAACUAACAUCUCAGCUAAGUAAAUAGCAGCCGGCUCCGGGGACAACAUACAAUUGGGUGGCCCCUGACAAGCCCCUUCCACUGCCACCUAUUACUAGACAGAGUGACGUGUAGGUGAUCUAUUAGACAUUGCAUCUGGACAUCCACCGAGGAUGGCACAUCACAACUCCGGAGCACUGAAGGACUCAGAUGUGGAAUUUGCACGUACCGGCUAUGGGAAGGACGCAGUGAAAGUUCUCCAGAUUAAAAGAAAUGGAAAUGUACAUUUUAUUAAAGAAAUCGAGGCCUCUGUUCAGCUCACCCUCCAGUCAAAGAAGGAUUAUCUAUAUGGGGAUAACGCCGACAUCAUCCCGACAGACACGGUGAAGAACACCAUCUACGCUCUGGCAAAGUUUAAAGGGAUAAAAACUAUUGAGGACUUCUCUCUGGAGCUUUGUAAUCAUUUCCUGACGUCGUUCAACCAUGUUACAGAAGCAAAAGCUUAUAUUGAAGAAGCCCCCUGGAGACGCUUUGAAAAGGAUGGGGCGCAGCAUGUUCACGCAUUUAUCUAUUCAUCAGAAGGUGUUCAUUUUUGUGAAGUGGAACAGAAGCGGGGAGGUCAACCAGUCAUUCACUCUGGGAUCAAAGAACUUCGGGUCUUGAAGACGACGCAGUCUGGGUUUGAAGGUUUUUUAAAGGAUCAGUUCACAACACUCCAAGAAGUGAGAGACCGCUGCUUCUCCACCGUGGUCAUCUGCAAGUGGAGAUACAACACCUAUCAGGGGGUCAACUUUGAUUCCAAAUGGCAAACCAUGAAGGAAAUAAUCCUGGAUACAUUUGCUGGACCGUAUGAUAAAGGAGAAUACUCUCCGUCCGUUCAGAAAACUCUCUAUGACAUCCAAAUGUUGGGUCUUAGCCGGAUCCCAGAGAUUGAAGAGAUUGAAGUUCUUCUACCAAACAAGCAUUAUUUUAAUAUUGACAUGAGCAAAUUUGGCCUGAGCAACCAGGAUGAGAUCUUGCUGCCGUCAGAUAAGCCCUACGGAAAUAUCACUGGCAGUGUCCGGAGAAGAGUACCGUCCAAGCUAUAAAUUUUCCCCGAGUGAAAAAAGCCUCCACUGAGCAAUGUUAUUUACUAAUACUAAUAAUAAACCAUU
Molecule: messenger RNA, 1141 nt
Organism: Nanorana parkeri
Lineage: Eukaryota; Metazoa; Chordata; Amphibia; Anura; Dicroglossidae
Product: uricase-like
Exons: 8
Coding region: 161-1075 (304 amino acids)
Biological process (GO): purine nucleobase catabolic process; urate catabolic process
Cellular component (GO): peroxisome
Molecular function (GO): urate oxidase activity
Source: RefSeq, a predicted model, not a curated record